Messenger RNA from Wyeomyia smithii (pitcher-plant mosquito), 4779 nucleotides. RefSeq lists its product as uncharacterized. The record is from RefSeq and is a predicted model, not a curated record. Bases 1468 to 4449 code for a protein of 993 amino acids. Lineage: Eukaryota; Metazoa; Arthropoda; Insecta; Diptera; Culicidae. The transcript has 7 exons. Gene Ontology annotation, molecular function: protein binding.
CCUUCCACCGGGUUGGAUCGUCAUUGCUGUCGGUCGGUCGCGUCAGUCGUCACCGCGCGCUGUUGUGUAUAUCGUUGCCUGCCGGCAUGUGUGCUUAGCUUAUAGCAUGUUUUGCGGUUUUUCCUUUCUCUGUUCUGUGCGUCCUUGUUAAUUAUGCCAGCAGUGUUUGAGCGGAAUGUGCCACGAAAGGAUUGUACAUGCUUAGCUCAUUAGAACGACUAUUGACAAACAAAAGUGCCAGUGAAGUUCUCCGUUGGAUCUGUGAUUGGACGGCUUUUUUAAGUUCAGUGUUUCAACAGUGCUAUCGGUACUCGCAAACAAAAGUUUUGUCCUUGAUAUUGAUUCACGGAUGAGUCAGGUUAAACAAUACGGUAUGGCUUCGGAUGUUCUUUUUGUUUGUUUGGAUAGUUAAUAAUCGUUAAGCGAUUGGAGGCUGUUUCGGUGCGUAAAUAACGGUUACCAUCGCAGCUGAUUACUUUAUCGUAAGUGCAAUGAGUGCAAGUUCCGGUUUCGCAGUCGCAUAUCCGUUCUCGUGUAAAUGGAAUGUCCAAGAUAUACGAGACAAGUUGGCGAGCACGGGCAGUAUGGUAAUUGAAUGUUGAUCAUCUCUUGCAGAAUUGCUAAUUAUGCACAAAUUACGAACUGGUUGAACAGCUUGGGAAAAUUGAGGCAUUGAACAGUGAGACUCAUAUGUGAGGCACUUGCAGGAAGUUGUUGUGUGGGAGAAGAAAAAAGAAAUAAUUAUCUCGAAAAAAUUUCGGAUGAAAUCGAUCCAGUGGUAGUGUGUGAGUGCGCAUUGAUAAUUAUUAACCGUAAGAUCGAAUAGUUCACCCACUGAGCAAAGGCUCGAAACCUGACGCGAACGGUAGCACAGUGCUGAGUGCGGUAGAAAUCGAAGAAAAAUGUCCGAAGCGUGUGAGCUUUCUGAAUAUUAAAGUCAUCGGUGAGGCAGUUGCUCCGGCCAUCGUUGGAGGCGACUAUGAAUAUGAAAAUAUAUUUUUCAUCGAUGCAAAUAUUAAAGUGAAAUCGAAUGUUGAUUUAUGUGUGUGGCUAGCCUGGCUAUCGCGGCAGUCAAAGUGAGAGUAAACAUUUACGGUCCCGGACGACGACGUUGACACGAUGGCUUGAAGCUGAUCGGAUAAUACACUUAGAACGGAUUGCAAAACGAAAAAUCCAAGGUCAGUAAGAUGGUGAAAGAAUUGAGCUUCGCGGUUUCGCUGCGAGAAAUGCCGCCAAUUGAAUCAGUGAAUUGAAGUUAGCAAUAAAGGACUGUUUCUCAUUACGAGGUCUUCGAACCGAAAGUACUAAUGGUGCAUCCGAAGGAGACGAGUAUGAAUUUUGUUCAACCCAGCACGUACCAGCGACCGGCAGUAGAAUUGCGUGUCUCUACGGGUUCCAGCUGAAGACUUCUGGCAGCAGAGAGUGGCCCAAGCUCGAGGUUCGCCAAAUACUGACAGUCAUCCGACGAUGAGGUGGUUCAAACGAUCCACCGAAUCUCCUAAACUGCUUAGCCUUUCGCCACUGCGACAUUCCGAGCUAGGGAAUGCCUACGAAGGCCAAGAGGCUUAUCAACAACAACAACAACAACAGCAGCAGCACGAGGAAUCCACCCACGAGAAUGGUGACGAACCGACGGCCGAACCGGUCUUGCCCGGACCAUUGGUGGAUCUGUUUGCCACUUCUUCGGGUUGCUCCUCAAGUUCAUCCGGGUCUGGUUCGUACACCACCAGCUGCAGCUCCCCAUCAACCACGUCGUCACCUUCUACCUCAGCGACCUUUUCCUACACCAGUGAUAGUAGCAGUUUGAGCGCCCUCGGAUGCAAGAAUCAUUCCAAGAUGAUUAACGGCGGUGGCUCUGGAGGGAGCGGAAUUAUGGCGCGAAAGUCGCGCAUUGAUUUAUCUCCGGUUAACUGGACCAAAAAAUCGUCCAUCAAUUGUUACAACAUCGAGGAGGGACGUGUCGUGGAUAGGCCCAAGGGUCGCUAUUUAUCACCAAUUCGGAUUAAGAACAAGCAGCAAGCUUUAGCGAAUCAAAGUGGCGGAACGAGUACUCCCGUCUCAAGGCGGAUUUUACAACGCGAGAAAGGCUCUCUGGAUGGUGGAUCUCCGGCGGGUGAAGGAGGCCUGAUCCGCAAUUUGAGUAAAUCGAUUGGCAACAUCAGUACUUCACUAGCCGACAAAAGCCCAUCGUUGAGUCAGCGAUCAGUAGUUUAUCGCGAAAAAGAGAAGAAAAACCCACUAAGCAAUACACGACUGUCUUGCUAUCAGACGAUAAAUUUCGAAACAAGCGAAUGUGUCAGUAAAGGUCCACAGUACAAGUCCGUUGACGACUUAAUCUUUAUCAAAGGGGCCAGAGAGGAUCGUGAAAGUGACUUUUCCGGUACCGGAGAUUGCGCGCUAAACAAAGAACGAACAGAAUCCGAUAGCACCAACCACAGCACUUCGGCAGCAGCGGCGGUCAGUCAGUUAAACCAAAGUCUUAUCUCUAGUAGCGUUAGUUGUAAUAGUAGCAGCAGUCGAAUAACAACACCAUCAACCACUGAGCAGCACUUAUCAGCCGCAGUCGCAACCGAUGAACCAAAGAGCGACCGUUCCGUUAUGGCCGCCAACGACGUUCCCGGAGAUCACGACGAAACGUACGGAUUUGCGCAGAUGCGAGAAACCACUUUCGAGAACAUGUAUCGACAGAAAUUGAACGCACUGAAAAAUGAAGAAAUCGCAGCAGCCGAAGCGGCCAACAAUGGGUUCAAAACGCCCCAGAAAAAGAAGGACAAUUUUACCAACAAAAUAAGAGCGAUGUCCGACCGAACGCAGAGGUUAUUCUCCAAAAUUUACUUCAAUUCGUCCUAUAAAACCAACAGCACCGAUGAGAGCGUUUUACACUCAAAUUGUAAAUCUCUCAAAAAAUCAUCUUCAAAGCCAGCGGACAACCGCCGAAGCAUAAGUUACGGUGCUCUUCCGGGGCUUACAGAUUUUCAGAAGAAUUUGGAAAAGAACCAGCAUAGUUUGCAGCUUUCGGAUCACCACCAGGAGGACGAACUGGGUGGAACGGUCAUUCAUCUUGCCGUUUCGAACAACCGUGCGGACACCGAGGACUGUGAUUCCGGAAUUCUGGUGAACGAAUCCGGGGCUUCGUCUAUUCUAGAAUCAGAGGACGUAUUUUUGCCAAACAUUCCGUCGAAAGUGCUGAACAAUUGCACCGAAAAUACUGAAUUCAAACUGGUGACUAUCAAACUGGACGAAAACAAUGACGACGCAAAUAACUUGGGCAUCAUUGUGAGCCACAUGGGUAAUGGCGAGGGAGAAAUCAGUAAUCGAUACAAAGUGGCUCACGUCCUGCCGGGUGGAUUGGUGUACACUGAAGGCACCAUUCAACCGAAUGACGAAAUCGUCAACAUACUCGGUAAACGAUUGCGUGGACUCUCGAUGCGGCAGGUUCAGGACCUGCUGAACGGUUGCACCCGGCGUGGCAGCGGCCGAACGAGUAUCGAUCUUGUCAUUUGUAGGAGUAAGGUAAAUGAUAGUGAUCUAUUUAGCGAAGAACUGGAACAACAGCAGCCGGCGAACCGACGGUUGUUCCGGAAUAAUCGGAUGAUUUCGCUGGAUUCCUACCUAAACGAGGAGAAACAGCAGCACUUUGCCGGCGAGGAGCCGCAGCACAGCGACACGAACUCCGACCAGGACAACUACGCUUCGGUUGCUAUCAAAAUCGACGGCAGCAAGUUCAACACGCUGGGAACGCCACGUCGCCAGAAACCCCUCUCAAUCUCGGCCUGCAAGCGGCAAGAAUCUCCCUCGCCGACCGACAUGCCCAGCAUCGAGGUGGACUCACAGCCUCCAUCGCUGGACUGCAUCAAGCGACGUUCGUUCCAGAAAAACGCCGUGAACAGUGGCGCCAGCAAUGGGUCGAAGUUGGUACGACGCUCGCUGGUUGGCAAACAGACCCCGGCGUACAGUGUGGACCACGUAACCAAAAGCACGAUGAAUCUGUGCGACGAUGAGAAGCUGGAACUCAGCAGUGGCGCUUCCGAUGACGCAGAAACGAGCAGUGGCACCGGUUCGCUUGAGAUGGACAAAACUAUGACCAAUUUUUGCACGCUUCCAAGGCGGCCUAAAAGCUCGCUUUGUUCGUUUCAUACGGUCACUUUCGAGAAGGGCCCAGGCAAGAAGUCACUGGGUUUCACGAUCGUCGGAGGUCGGGAUAGUCCACGAGGGGCGUUGGGUAUAUUCAUCAAGAGCAUUCUACCAACUGGGCAAGCUGCCGACGAUGGACGACUGAAGGCGGGCGAUGAGGUUUUGGCCGUUAACGGACAGGUUUGUCACGAUCUAACGCACCUGGAGGCUGUCAAAAUGUUCAAAAGCAUCAAAUCGGGUGAAAUAGUUUUGCAGUUGUGCAGGCGAAGUAAGGCUUGCAAGGGAGAGCGCGACAGUAGUGGCGCUAACUGCUAGGACCGAACUUUGUAUAUUUCCAUUAAUCCUUGUUUUAAAAGGCUGUGUAGGAAUCUUUAGUGGGAUAAAAUAUUUCUGUGCAAUUUAUUUCAAAAGCUAAAAAAAGAAAACAGCGGAAUAUUAUUACAAACUUUUAGAGCAAACUACUUAUUCAUGAGACUUAUUAGCUUAGAAAGGAAAAUUGUAUGAAUUGAAAUGAGUGUAAAAAUUAUGCUUUAUUGGUAUCGUUUUUGUGUUCACCUUGAAACAAGCAUUUUUGGAGUCUAUAUGUUUAAUAAAAGAUUACAGCGGAAAGCUGAUAUAGUAUACAGUAUAUUCAUAGAAAUUAAA